Molecule: messenger RNA, 654 nt
Organism: Kalmanozyma brasiliensis GHG001
Lineage: Eukaryota; Fungi; Basidiomycota; Ustilaginomycetes; Ustilaginales
Product: GINS complex, subunit Psf1
Exons: 1
Coding region: 1-654 (217 amino acids)
Biological process (GO): DNA replication; DNA strand elongation involved in mitotic DNA replication
Cellular component (GO): GINS complex
Source: RefSeq, a predicted model, not a curated record
AUGUUCGGCGACUCCGCACUCAAACUGGCCACCGAGGCCAAAGCCUGUUUGAACCUCGACACUCUCAAACCGUACAACGACGACCUGAUCCGACUUCUCGUGCUGGAAACCAAACAACUUCACGCGCACCUCACUUCGCUGCUCACCACGCUGUCCGAUCCACACCUGGCCCCGAGCGAGGUGGCGGGGUUGCAGAGUCAGCUGUUGAUGCUGCACUUGAUUGUGGGGUACAACCGUCGUGCGUUGUUGCUGUACCACAAUACGCGACUCGAUCUCGUGUGCAGCCAUUUGGCAAGACACAGUUCGCUAGCGAUCCUGCUUGCUCGCGAACCAGGGUUGCGGACAUCAUUAAGUCCAGCAGAACAGGAUUCCCUACGACGCUAUGCGGAGCUGCUCCAGCGUGGAAAAAUGGCUUAUCUCGACCUGAGCCCCGGCUUGCGGUUGGACGUGUUGGAUGGUCAAGUGGCCGAAAGCGUGCCCACAGAGCUGUUGGUGACAGUGAAGGUGGAAAGGGAUCUAAAGGACGUUUGGCUGAGCAGCAAUCAGGUGGCGCCGACGACGCUGAGGAAGGACCAGACGGUUACGAUUGCGAGGAGCGAUGUGAGGGGGUUGAUCGGGAGGGGGUGGGUGAGUGUUGUGGAUGGCAGUGGGUAG